Messenger RNA from Lacerta agilis (Sand lizard), 3952 nucleotides. It is a transcript of the gene LRSAM1, whose product is annotated as leucine rich repeat and sterile alpha motif containing 1. The coding region runs from base 154 to 2325 and encodes 723 amino acids. Gene Ontology annotation, molecular function: protein binding. The transcript has 24 exons. The record is from RefSeq and is a predicted model, not a curated record. NCBI's taxonomy places the organism in Eukaryota, Metazoa, Chordata, Lepidosauria, Squamata, Lacertidae.
AGGGCGGCGUCUUGAGCAGAACUCGUCUGACAUGAGCAGCUUCUUCUCAGUCUGACAGAGAUGUAAUUCCUGUUGCUCAGGUUGUGGUUGCCUUCCUGCCUUUCGUUUCCUUUUUCCAUCUCUGAAUUGGGAUAAAGGGAAGACAAGAGGAAGAUGCCACUCUUUUUCCGUAAAAGGAAACCCAGCGAUGAAGCCCGCAAGCGCCUUGAGUACCAAAUGUGCCUGGCAAAGGAAGCCGGAGCUGAUGAUAUACUUGACAUAUCCAAAUGUGAACUCUUAGAGCUUCCAUAUGGAGCCUUGGCGACCUGUAAAGUCUUGCAGAAGAAGGUGCUGAUUGCUCACACCAAUUGCUUGACAUCUCUGACCCCUAAAUCCUGUAGCAUCCUGAAUCUCAUAACUGUGAAGGUUUUAGAUCUACAUGACAACCAGCUGACCUCGCUUCCUCCUGAUAUUGGCCAACUGACGUCUCUCCAGGUCCUGAACUUUGAAAAGAAUCUUUUGAAGGCCCUUCCAGAUUCGAUAGGGGACCUUGUCCAGCUGCAGACACUUAAUGUGAAAGGCAACAAACUGAAGGAACUGCCAGCCUCCCUGGGCGGCCUGCGUAGCCUACGGACCUUAGACAUCAGCGAAAACCUAGUGCAGGAGUUGCCGCAGGCACUGGCUCACAUCCGAACACUGGAGACACUGACCCUGGAUGCCUCGUCCAUGUCCUACCCGUCCAAUGACAUCUGCAGCACUGGCACAGAGGCCAUCCAGCAGUUUCUGUGUGGAGAAUUAGGAAUCGAGUACAAUUCUCCCUCCCAGUAUUUACUCCCAGUUUUGGAAAGUGAUGGAGGUGAGAUUUCGGUGGAUGGAGUCGGCAGGAUGGCCACAAAAUAUGCGGAGAAUGAGGCUGAGUGGCAGAACAAAUUUAUGGACUACGAGAAGCGGAAGGAGCAGAAGAUGCAGGAGAAGCUGGAGUUUGAGCGCUGGUUGAAUCUGGAGCAGCGAGGUCAAGCCCAGCUCAUGCACCAGAGCCACGCCCAGAAAGGGGAGAUCCUCCAGAGCAUGAAGGAGGAUCAGGUGAGGCUGGAGCAGGGCCUGACCCGGCACCAGGAGCGCCUGGGAGAAGAACGCAUGAAGCUGUUGGAGCAGCUGAAGCAGAUGGAGCAAGGGGUCUCCAGCCGGAUCAAGAAGCUGCUGGAAGAGAACCAGAGGCAAAAGCAGAGCUCUGAGAUUCUCAAAUCUCUGGAGAAUGACCGGAUCCGAAUGGAGCAGCUGAUGGCCAUUACUCAGGAGGAGGCUGAGCAGCUGCGCAGGAAGGAAGUGGCCUCGGCCAUGCAGCAGAUGCUGGCCGAGACCUAUAAGAACAAGCUCCUGCAGGUGGCUUACGAGUCACGCCGGCAAGAUCUCGUCAACCAGACUUGUUCCAGCCUAGCCAAGAUGGAUCAGAAGUUCCAGCAAAUCCUAGCUUGGCAGGAGCUGGACCAGAACAAAGCCAUCAGCCAGAUCCUACAGGAGAGUGAUAUGCAGAAGGCUGCGUUUGAAGCCCUCCAGGUGAAGAGGGAUCUCAUGCACUGCCAGAUCAGAAAUCAGAUUAAGUUAAUAGAGAGAGAGUUACUGCAGCUGACCCAGCUGGAGUUAAAGAGGCAGCAGUUGGACACAGAGGCGCUGCAGGAGGCAAUCACAGAGCAGCGGCAAGCCCUCACCUACCUGCUGCAGCAGCUGCUGAAGGAGAAGAGGCAGCGGGAAGAAGAGCUGCAGGCCAUCUUGAGGGAGCUGGAAGCUAAGAGUGAGACAAAGCAAGAGAACUACUGGCUGAUUCAGUACCAGCGGCUUUUGGACCAGAAGCCCCUUUCACUCCGGCUACAGGAGGAAGGACUGGAACGGCAGCUUGUGAAGCUCCUGGCAGACCUGUCAGCCGACCAGUACACGCCCGUCUUUGCACAUCACCGGAUCUCGCUCAAAAUGCUAAGCUCCAUGGUCCCAAGUGACUUGGCCAAGAUGGGGAUCACAGAGACAGGCCUGCAGCACUCCAUCAUCCGGAAAGCCCGAGAGAUCCACGCCGUGGCUGAAACCAUCCCAGAGUUGCUGAAGCCUGCAGAAGAGGCAGAGCUUGCUGCUCCGGGGACCAGCAGAGAGCCCCCCAUCGCCAUGGCUCCUUCUGCCCCACCACCAGAAGAGCACCACUGUGAGUGUGUGGUCUGCAUGGAGCGAGAGGCCCAGGUGGUAUUCCUGACUUGCGGCCAUGUCUGCUGCUGCCAGACCUGCUCCGAGGCCCUGAGCACCUGCCCGCUGUGCCGCAAGGACAUCGUCCAGCGCAUCCGUCUUUUCCACAGCGGAUAGCCCCAUGUAGGGACAGUGUCACUCCCACCAUGUGCCCGCUUCUUCCCCCUCAACCUUGCGCACUGGGUUGCCAGGGGUGGAGGUGGGGUCAACUGUUCAUUUGGCGUGCUGCGUAGGUCAGUCCGGGAUUUGCACUACCUCCUUGCUCUUUGUCUGCAUAACCAUCACCAUCCUCUGCUCACAGAGCAUGGCUGCAAUUCUCCCCCCUCAAACUCUCGGCUGUUGGCUGUGGCUGCUCUAAGGCCAAGAUGGAGGCACAUCUCCGGGUUGAGGGCAGAAUGGCGCUUGCAGUUCCUGAAAAGCUACCCUCACAUUUUGGGGAACAGGCCAGCACCACAUCUUCUCUGGCAGCCUGGCAGGGGUUAUUUAAAGAUGCCAGUCCCAACCUAUGGGCAGAGUGGGUUCUAGGGGCUUCAGUACAGGAGAAGAGAUUCCAUUCUGUCUGCCCACCUAACAAAUCAGGGCUGGGUGUGUGUGUGUGUGUGUGUGUGUGUGUGUAUUUCUGUGGCUGGGUUUUAGGCCACUACUGGCUGAGCUGUAGCAGCACCCAGUGGAGCAAAAGUGCCUGGUAGCUGUCCCAUCUGUCACCCUGGGAAAGAGUGAUUCCCAGCUGUCCAGCAUCCAGCUCCCAGUCUAGACCACUUUGAACUCUUUCCAGGCCAGCAUUUUAAAGCUGCCACCCCCAACUUGGUGCCCUCUAGCUGGGAUGACUGCAUUAAGGACCCCAUAAAGGGUGGGUGGAUAAGUGAAGCAAGCGCCCUGGUUGGGUCGUGGUCUCGUCCCACCCACUACAUGUUUUUCACUAGUGGAGUAUGUGUGUGUUUGCUCGGUUCAUUGGUCAGUAAUUGACCUUGAUAGUCUGCCAAGGCAACAUCUCCUCCAGAAGAAACCAGCCUCCACCUGGUUUUGCUUGGCAGGUUUCCUGGCAGGAGAAAGUGGACACUCGUAUUUGCAACUUCCAAGAAACAGGCCCCCUGAGCCUCUUUCACUGCCUUACUGCUCACCCAAUACUCAUCAUUCUGUGUUCCCAUGGAGCCAGGUGACUGAGGAAACCUUUUGGCUUCUUCUGGCAUUGCUGAACCACAACUCCCACCUUCCUCAGCAAGUGUGGCCAACACCCAGGGAUUAUGGGAAUUGUGGUUCAGCCACAACAGGAGGGCCAAAGGCUCCCUACAUCUGGAUUACAGGAAAGCCAAGAGGUGAGGUCUGCCCUUUUUAGCAAAGUCAGCUAACAUGAACGACAGUACGGUGCUUUAUUCUAUCACAGUUUUCUCCAAAAGGAUCUCCAAAUAUUAUAUAAGUGAAAGGUAAAAUGCACCAGAAGAAUGAGGUGUUGUUUUGCCUGCCAGGAAGCCUUAGUCCCAGUGCAGGUGUGGGGAUUCUUUGCCACUCCAAAUGAGACUGAAUUACAACUCCUGUCAUCAUCCCUGGCCUUUGGCCAUGCUUGCUGAGCCUGAGGGGAGCUGUAGUUCAGCAAUGUCUGGAGAGCCUAAAGUUCCCCCAGGCUUACAAGGAAAACUUACAAGGAAAACCAAGAGGGGAGAGAUUGGCGGAAACCCUAUGGAAGGGAGGCCUUGCCUAUGCCUGGUCAUGGAGGCUGUGCCUCAGUAAUCCCUCUCCACCCACC